This is a messenger RNA of Emiliania huxleyi CCMP1516, 576 nucleotides long. RefSeq lists its product as hypothetical. Bases 41 to 289 code for a protein of 82 amino acids. The record is from RefSeq and is a predicted model, not a curated record. Lineage: Eukaryota; Haptophyta; Isochrysidales; Noelaerhabdaceae. The transcript has a single exon.
CUUGUUCUGGCCGGAUCAACUCUUCUCGCCGCCGAACAACAUGCUCAACGUGCAGGCCCACGCCUCCGAUCUAUCCGUGCGCGCGCAGGCUUUCUCGCCCAUGUACGAGUAUCACUCGCCGCCUGCUGCGCCUCCGCCUCCGCCUCCGCCGUCCGCCUUUGCCCCACGCAUGCCGCCUCUACCAGACGGCGCGCCGCACUUUGAGGGCUGGUUGAAGCAUGCGGCGACUGUUGCCCUGGCGAACCCGCUUGGAAGCUCCGGCACUGCGCUGGGCACGGCCGUGGCGUGAGGUCGCCUGCGGGCGCUAAGUGAGCGACGAGCAGCUGAGCACGAGGCAGGUUGAGUGCUCGCGAGCCUCGAGACUAGGUUGAGUGCUGACGCGAGCCUCGAGACGUCCGCGAGCACUCGCGAGCCUCGCUGAGAGCCUCGCCUCGCCUGCCUCAGCGCUCGGCCGGUGCCAGUCGCGCCAGCCGCCAGUCCAUGUUCAGUCGUGUCCUGAGUCGUAUGCAUCAGCAGCGCUGUGGUCGUGGAGCCUCACACGCUAGCUACUAGUUACUACGCAUACGUUGUAUUAUU